AUGUGCCUCCACCUAGCUCCUGUGCCUCACCUAGCUCCUGUGCCUCACCUAGCUCCUGUGUCUCACCUAGCUCCUGUGCCUCACCCUAGCUCCUGUGGCUCAUGUGUCUCACCUAGCUCCUGUGUCUCCCUAGCUCAUGUGUCUCCCAUCCUGUGUCUCCACCCACUUCCUGUGCCUCACCUAGCUCCUGUCCUCACCCUGGCUCCCGUGCCUCACCUAGCUCGUGUGCCUCACCUAGCUCCCUGUGUCUCACUAGCUCCUGUGCCUCACCUAGCUCCUGUGCCUCACCUAGCUCCUGUGCCUCACCUAGCUCAUUGCCUCACCAGCUCCUGCCUCCACCUAGCUCCUGCUCACCAGCUCCUGUGCCUCACCCAGCUCCUGUGCACUCACCUAGCUCCUGUGCCUCACCUAGCUCUGUGCCUCACUGCUCCUGUGCUCACCUAG
Molecule: messenger RNA, 444 nt
Organism: Homarus americanus (American lobster)
Lineage: Eukaryota; Metazoa; Arthropoda; Malacostraca; Decapoda; Nephropidae
Product: A-kinase anchor protein 14-like
Exons: 1
Coding region: 1-444 (147 amino acids)
Source: RefSeq, a predicted model, not a curated record